GAGAUGGAAUUUUCCUGGGCAAAUGGCCAGGAAUCCCAGCGCCUGCUGCUCUCGGUUCUCCUUUUUGCAUUCUUGGAGGCAGGAAGCAGCCAGCUCCAUUACUCGGUCUCCGAGGAGGCCAAACACGGCACCUUCGUGGGCCGCAUCGCGCAGGACCUGGGGCUGGAGCUGACGGAGCUGGUGCCGCGCCUGUUCCGGGUGGCGUCCAAGGGCCGCGGGGACCUUCUGGAGGUAAAUCUGCAGAAUGGCAUUUUGUUUGUGAAUGGUCGGAUCGACCGGGAGGAGCUGUGCGGGCGCAGCGCGGAGUGCAGCCUGCACCUGGAGGUGAUCGUGGACAGGCCGCUGCAGGUGUUCCACGUGGAGGUGGAGGUGAAGGACAUUAACGACAACGCGCCUGUGUUCCCUGCGACACAAAAGAAUCUGUUUAUUCCCGAAUCCAGGCUGCUUGACUCUCGGUUUCCACUAGAGGGCGCGUCGGAUGCAGACAUCGGAGCCAAUGCUCUGCUUACUUACAGACUGAGCCCCAAUGAAUAUUUUUCGUUGGAAAAACCAUCAAAUGAUGACCAGGUAAAAGGUCUUGGGCUUGUAUUAAGGAAAUUUUUAGACCGAGAAGAAACGCCGGAGAUUUCUAUAGUACUCACUGCCACUGACGGAGGAAAACCUGAGCUGACUGGCACCGUUCAAUUACACAUCACAGUACUGGAUGCCAAUGACAAUGCUCCGGUUUUCGACAGACCGCUGUAUACGGUGAAACUGCCAGAAAACGUUCCAAAUGGAACAUUGGUAAUUAAAGUGAAUGCUUCUGACUUAGACGAAGGCUUGAAUGGAGACGUUGUUUAUUCAUUUUCAACUGAUGUUUCACCAAAUGUGAAAAACAGGUUCUACAUAGACCCAAUCACAGGACAAAUUAUUGUAAAUGGCUAUAUUGACUUUGAAGAAUGCAAAUCCUACGAAAUUCUAGUGGAGGGCACAGACAAAGGACAGCUCCCACUAUCUGGCCAUUGUAGAGUUAUUGUAAAAGUACAGGACAUCAAUGACAAUAUCCCAGAUUUGGAAUUCAAGUCUCUCUCACUUCCGAUUAAAGAGAACGCUCCUUUGGGCACUGUCAUAGCCUUGAUCAGCGUAUCAGACCAGGAUUCAGGAGCCAAUGGGCAGGUGACCUGCUCCCUGAUUCCUGACACACCCUUCAAGCUGGUGUCCACUUUCAAGAAUUACUAUUCAUUGGUGCUAGACAGCGACCUGGACCGAGAGACCACCUCUGAGUAUAAGGUGGUGGUGACCGCGCGUGACGGGGGCUCGCCUCCGCUGUGGGCCACCGCCAGCGUGUCGGUGGAGGUGGCCGACGUGAACGACAACGCGCCCGUGUUCGCACAGGCCGAGUACACGGUGUUCGUGAAGGAGAACAACGCGCCCGGCUCGCACAUCUUCACGGUGUGGGCGCGCGACGCGGACGCGCAGGAGAACGCGCGCGUGUCGUACUCGCUGGUGGAGCGGCGGGUGGGCGAGCGCGCGCUGUCGAGCUACGUGUCGGUGCACGCGGAGAGCGGCAAGGUGUACGCGCUGCAGCCGCUGGACCACGAGGAGCUGGAGCUGCUGCAGUUCCAGGUGAGCGCGCGCGACGCUGGCGUGCCCGCCCUGGGCAGCAACGUGACUCUGCAGGUGUUCGUGCUGGACGAGAACGACAAUGCGCCUGCGCUGCUGGGGCCUCCCGGCGGCGGCGGCGGCGGCGGCGGCGGCGCGCGCAGCGAAGUGCUGUGGCGCUCGGUGGGCGCUGGCCACGUGGUGACCAAGGUGCGCGCGGUGGACGCGGACUCUGGCUACAACGCGUGGCUGUCGUAUGAGCUGCAGCCGGCGGCGGCCGGUGCGCGCAGCCCGUUCCGCGUGGGGCUGUACACGGGCGAGAUCAGCACCACGCGCGCGCUGGACGAGGCGGACGCCGCGAGGCAGCGCCUGUUGGUGCUGGUGAAGGACCAUGGCGAGCCGGCGCUGACGGCCACCGCCACGGUGCUGGUGUCUCUGGUGGACAGCGGCCAAUCGCCCAAGCUGUCUUUGCGUGCAUCGGAGGGCGCCGUGGCUUCGGAGGCGACGCUGGUGGACGUGAACGUGUACCUGAUCAUCGCCAUCUGCGCGGUGUGCAGCCUGCUGGUGCUGACGCUGGUGCUGUACGUGGCGCUGCGGUGCUCUGGGGCGGCUGUGGGGCGGAGCGAGGGCGCGUGCGCGCCUGGGAAGCCUGUGCUGGUGUGCUCCAGCGCGGUGGGGAGUUUGACUUACUCCCAGCAGAGGAGGCAGAGGGUGUGCUCAGCAGUGGUUCCAUCCAAUACGGAUCUCAUGGCCUUCAGCCCCAGCCUUCCACCCUGUCCAGUUAACCCUGAUAAAGCGGAGCAAGUGGCUGGCGAACCAGAUUUCUCCGUCAAAGUGAGUAAUUUUUCUUUAAACAACAUCCUUCACUAG
Molecule: messenger RNA, 2451 nt
Organism: Dipodomys spectabilis (banner-tailed kangaroo rat)
Lineage: Eukaryota; Metazoa; Chordata; Mammalia; Rodentia; Heteromyidae
Product: protocadherin alpha-4-like
Exons: 2
Coding region: 4-2451 (815 amino acids)
Biological process (GO): homophilic cell-cell adhesion
Cellular component (GO): plasma membrane
Molecular function (GO): calcium ion binding
Source: RefSeq, a predicted model, not a curated record